Macrobrachium nipponense is the source of this 4113-nucleotide messenger RNA. RefSeq lists its product as uncharacterized. The record is from RefSeq and is a predicted model, not a curated record. The transcript is spliced from 4 exons. NCBI's taxonomy places the organism in Eukaryota, Metazoa, Arthropoda, Malacostraca, Decapoda, Palaemonidae. Bases 84 to 2189 code for a protein of 701 amino acids.
UGUAUAUAAAGCAGUGCUGGCGCGAGUCUCGACUCAUUCUUCGGGUCUCUCUGCAAGGAAGGGAUACGUUUCACGCAGCAGCUAUGAGGCUAACGACGUUAGUGGCAGGCAUCCUGUGCUGCGCUUUCCUAGCAAGGGCACAAGAAGCUGCGGCUGAUGACUAUGCUGAUUACUAUUAUGACGACCAAGCUCCCGCAGACGCGGCACCUGGAAAGGAUGGUGCCGCUGCUGCUGGAGCCGAUGCUGGGGCUGCCAAAGACGCGGCGGCGCCUGCCGACGAGGAAGUAACAGAGGCUCCAGUCACAGAAGCUGCCACCGAACCGAGCACCGAUGCCUCGGGUCGAAGAAAAUUGGUGAGUCUCAAGUCGACCAAGAUCAACCGCAACAGGGCUGCUCCAAGGCCUCGUCCAGUGGCCACAGAUGCUCCAGCUGCUGCUGCAGAAACCGCCGACGCUGCUCAAGAGGCCUCCUCGAGCACGCCAGCGAGAGGGUCUGUGCGCGGAAGGACCACCACCUCCGCCGGCAGCACCAGCAGCGUGAGGGGACGUGGAAGAACCUCCGUCCGAGCGCAGCCCGAGGCAGCUGCUGCUGAUGCUGAGAGCCCUGCAGAAAGUGAGACACCUGCAAGAGGUCGUUUCAGGCCUUCAACCACUUCCGGUCGCAGCAGUUUCCGCCCUUCCACUCGCGGUUCAAGCUCAGCCGCAGAAGGCGCAGAAGAGGAGAGCAAGACUUCCUCCUCGUCCAACAGAUUCAGGCCUUCCACCCGCAGCAGCUUCCGUCCAUCCACCUCUUCCUCUUCUGCAAAGACUGAGGAAACAGAACAAAGCGCCAAUCAUCGAUUCAGCUCGAGCCGUAGAGCCAACACCAGGCCGGGAUCUUCCUUCAGGCCCGGCAGAACCCAGGCUGAAGAAGCCGAAGCCGACCCUGCAGCUGCCGAACCCGAGGCAGCGGACGAAGCAGCCGCCGAAAACACCCGCAGAUCAAGACUUGCACCAACCCGUGGCGCCAGAAGGAAAUUCCAGGGUCCCACAAUCGUGAGGAAACCCCCACACAUCCGUCGACCCCUUCAGAAAACUACUACUACUACCACCAGUACUACCACUACUACUACUACAACAACAACAACAACACCAGCGACCACCACGACUACAACCACCACAACCGAAGCCCCAACCACACAAGCAGCAAUCACGGAUGCUCCCACUGAACGGCUGGAGGCCCCGACCACAAUGAUGCCCAUGGAUGACACCAUGGCCAAAGGACCCGAGGAUGUCAUGAUGGAAGACAAAGUGAUGACGGAAGAAAAGAAAAUGAUGCAAAACAAACCUGCGAUGGAGGAACAAGUUAUGAUGGAUGAUGACGUGACCAUGACAGAAGACAAAACCAUGAUGGAGGAUACAGUGAUGACGGAAGACAAAGCCACGAUGGACGAAGCGGUCCAGGAACCUCACCAGGAAGAAGUGUUCCCAGAGGAAGAAGUGAUCCCCGAGGAAGAGGUACCACUGAUCGACUACAGGGACAUCCCAGUUGAGGACAGGGAGAAGGAGCUGGCUGGCGUCAGACUCCGGCCUAUCCCAGUCAGGAUCUCUGUAGAUGACCCAGUAACUACUACAACUUCAGCACCUACAGCCACCACCUCUGCCGCACCACCUACAAGAGCCAGCAGGCGGAAGUCCUCCAGGUACACUCCACCCCAGCCACCAGCACACCCCAUUGUCGAAACGACCAAAGCUCCCGUGCAACAAGCCUCUUCAGAUAUCUUUGCACCACCACUUUCUGCUGCAGUCCGAAACAAAGUCAGGGGAGGCUCCAGAGACCGCGCGGACACUCCCGCAAGCCGGAAAACCAGCCGAAAUGAUGUCUCCGGUCCUGCUACGAUUGCACCAGUCGCUCCUCAGCCCGAAGUUGACAGCAAAUUCAGGCGGCCAAAUUACGGCAUCUCAGACAUACAGUACCAGGGAGCAGAAGUGAAGAUUACGGAAAUUGGCACAGUUGAAGACACCCCACCCGAGGAGGUCCGCAUGAUUCUGAGUGGCUUGGGAGGCAGAAGAAGAGGUCUCGCUCGCCCACAACCUAGACCGGCUGCUGCCGUUACUCCUGCCAAGCCUAAAACAAAGGCCCCUGCCCCACCAAAGCCAGCUGCAGCCAAUGAUGAUUAUUAUUCCGAUUACUAUUAUGACUAUGAGUAAGCCCUCUCAGUUUCAGCCGAUGCAUUUAGAACGAGCAAAGGGCUCAUGCCAAAUCACUGUACGUUUAUCAGGAAUAAUCAUAAAUUUCUUUUAACUGCAUGACACUAAACCUUUGACUGUAUUCUGUCUACAAUGACCUUAACUGCUUUUUUUAGAAUCAAAAUAUUACUUCAUUACUAUAUAUAGUGUGCCAAUAAUUGUCUUCAUAAUUAUUUACUAUUAUCCUUACUGUAUAGGUAGAUAGCGAUGUAUGUGGCUCUGGUUACAUACACUGCCCUUCAGAGGUUAUGACCGUUUGUAUCAAACGAAACGUAAUUAGCAAUACUCAGACGCAAAGCUUCGGUGCCAAUUACUAACUGACAAACGGUAAGAGAUAACUAACGACAAAACCCUGUCUGGCUUUCACCUCCUCCCUGAAUCUCACAAGCUUCCGCCCCAUCUCUUUCUUUCAACUUUGAUCUGGGUUAAGCGAGGUUGUUCAUCCCAUUUGCCUAAAUGCUUAAAUAUAAUUUAUAUUCUUAUUACAUACUUUAUGUUGCUUAAAAUCCUCAGACGACCUUCUGAAGCAAUAUUUCCUGGAUGAACUUUUGGUACUACUAAUGUAUUUAACAGUUUUAAUGCUGUGCCCAUUUUUCUACUGAAGCAACAUUAACUGCGAAGACAGCGCUGAUUUUUGUACAUAAUUCUCACAUGAAUUAGUAAAUUUCUUUAGCAACAAACAGGAAACUUAGCAAAAUGGGAUCACUUUCUACUUUAUCAAGGACUCCACAGAACUGGUGUAUGUAUGUCUGCCUAAGAUUAUUUUUCAUAAUUUAUUACUUGUCCAUGUUUAGGGUGUUAGGAUAGCCAUACCUUACAGACUGCGAGACAAGGUUCCUAAAACGCAUUUACUGUACUUCCCUUUUUACAUAUUUUUGUACUGUACUGUAUAUCUUAAUUUUCAUUCCUCUGAACACGCGCAACCAAAGGAGGUGUCACACGACGGACUCCUUCAGCACCUUGUAGGCCAAUUCGUUCACUUCCCUAAAUUUCUUUAAGGGGUCAUCACUAAUUGCAAUUAGCCAAUUUAUAAACUUAAUACUACAGUACUUUCCUUUUCAUAUAUACUAUAUAUACUACCAGUAAGCAAUUCAAACAUUAUGCUCCAUUUAAAGGAAAUUUACCAGUAUGCUAGUUACCAUAGAUUCAGUUUUAAUAAAGUGUCCUACAUGGAAUGAGCCUCGUCAGAUUCUAAAACAGAUACUACUAUCGUCUUUCACUUUGGUCAUUAAAGGAAACCCCACCUUGGAAAAAACGUAAUGCUAAAUGAACCCAUUACAAUAAGUUAAAACAUAAAAUGCUUCUUGUAUUGACAAAUUAUGUUGCUUGUAACUGGAGGAGAGUUCUGACACCCUACCUCCUAUUUCUUCCAAAGUAAACAGAUUCAAAGCUUUAGAGGCAAUGAAACAAACUCCUUUGAUAUAGGAUGUGCUUGUGUGACACCACCUUAUAGUGUCCCUAACGACAGCGGUGUUACACAAGCACAUGGCUUGUCUCUGCUUCUUUUUGCCAAAUAUGUGGGUGUAAGCAAAAUUUUACUUAUUUUAUUCAUACAUUACUAUUGCAAACCUAAGGCAUAUUGGAAGAAUUUGGCAGGAACCUGCAAAAAGACGCCAGGAAAGUGUGAGGACUGGCCGUCCUUACAAAAGCGUCGCGUGACACCUUCACAAUGUCCUACCUUUCAACGACAUGAAUGCUGGAAAAAGGACCUAACAUGAAAUUUGACUUCCAAACUAUAUUUUCUCAUACAUUCCAUACGUUCCUUCAAGUAACAGAUGGGUGCAGAUUGUAUAUUUUUCAUAUAUUCUUCUAAUGAACCUCAGUUUUUGUAAUGACAUAUGUGAUACCCAGUGGCAUUUAUUCAAUAAAUCUUUUCAUGAUGAAA